Molecule: messenger RNA, 2229 nt
Organism: Magnolia sinica
Lineage: Eukaryota; Viridiplantae; Streptophyta; Magnoliopsida; Magnoliales; Magnoliaceae
Product: aspartokinase 2, chloroplastic-like
Exons: 14
Coding region: 260-2086 (608 amino acids)
Biological process (GO): amino acid biosynthetic process
Cellular component (GO): chloroplast stroma
Molecular function (GO): aspartate kinase activity
Source: RefSeq, a predicted model, not a curated record
UUGAUUGUGUUGUGGAAUUUGCUGGUGGUGCGUGAGAUUGAGCAAUUCAAUGAAAUUCCCUUUGAUCUGUAGCUGCUAGAUUAAAGCGUUUGCGAUCUUUAAAGAUUUCUGUUAGAAGCAGAGAAGAUUUUGGAUUAAGCUCAUUUUAUUGUAUUUCGGACUCUGGGAAGCCUAGAUUCCGUCCUCUAGAGACGGAUUUGGUCAAACAAUAGAUCUGCAAAAAUAUAGUAGGAAGAGUGUAUUUCUAGUUUUUUUGGCAAUGGCAGCUGGGUUGAGUUUUGGCGGCAUUGAAACUCCUUAUGCUGGAUUCAGAACGAAUUUGCUUUCAUCAGCAUCGAAUUUGCUUUCAUCAGCAUCUGUAGCUCCGCCUGCUAGAAUUUUGGUUGGUUGGGCAACCUUGAGAUGCAGUUGUGUGAGAGGAGCUACUUUUGUGGUUGAGAAGUCCAAGACUGUGCAAAGUCCCAAUGGAAGUGUGGGGCAAUUGAGCCGUGUCAUGAAGUUUGAUGGGUCUUCAGUGGCAUCAGCUAAAAGGAUGAGGGAAGUUGCAGAACUUAUUCUCAGUAUUCCUAAAGAAAGACCUGUAAUUGUUCUGUCGGCAAUGGAGAAGACGACUAAUAGGCUGCGAUGGGCUGGGGAAAAGGCCAUCGAUUGUGGUGCUUCUAAUGUAUCCAACAUUGAUGAGUUGAGAUCUAUUAAAGAACUUCAUCUCAAGACUAUCGAUGAGCUUGGAGUGGAUAGGUCUACCAUUUCUCCAUUGCUAGAUGAAUUGGAGCAAGGUCUAAAAGGGAUUGCUAUAAUGAAGGAGAUGACUCGGCGUUCAAAAGACUAUUUGGUAUCAUUUGGAGAGUGCAUGUCGACAAGGAUUUUUGCAGCAUAUUUGAACAAAAUUGGUGUUAAAGCUCGCCAAUAUGAUGCAUAUGAUAUUGGUUUUAUAACAACAGAUGCCUUUACAAAUGCUGAUAUCUUGGAAGCAACUUAUCCUGCUGUUGCAGAGAGAUUGCAUGGAGACUGGAUAAGUGAUCCUGCUAUUCCUGUUGUUACUGGCUCCCUGGGAAAGGGACAGAAAUCUUGUGCUGUAACUACCUUAGGAAAGGGCGGGAGUGAUUUGACAGCUACAGCCAUUGGCAAAGCCUUGGGUUUACGAGAAAUUCAGGUGUGGAAGUAUGGGGAUGGUUUUUUGACCUGUAAUCCUAAUAUUUACCCGCACGCAGAGCCCGUACCGUAUUUGACAUUUGAUGAAGUAGCUGAACUUGCAUAUUUCGGUGUACAGGUUUUGCAUCCGCGAUCCAUGCGACCUGCUAGAGAGGCGGAUAUUCCUGUUAGGGUCAAGAACUUUUGUAAUCCUAAGGCUCCGGGUACUCUCAUCACCAGAGAUAGAGAUAUAAGUAAGAUUGUACUAACCAGCAUAGCGGUGAAGCGGAGUGUCACUGUGCUGGAUAUAAAGAGCACUCGAGCAGUUGGUCAGAACGAUUUCUUUAAGAAGGUCUUUUCCAUCUUUGAGAAAUUGGGUAUCUCUGUAGAUGAGGUUGCAACUAGUGAAGUCAGUAUUUUGUUGACAUUGGAUCCCUCGAAGCUUUUUCGCAGAGAAUCAAUUCAGCAGCAGGCAAGCAUAGGAUUGCUUGACCGUGCAGUGGAAGAGCUCAAGAAGAUUGCAGAAGUGAAUCACAUUCAGCGCAGAUCUAUAAUAUCCCUUAUUGGCAAUGUGCAGCACUCUCCACAGACACUAAACAAGGUAUUCAGCGUUCUUACAGAUGAAGGAAUCUCUUUCCAGAAGAUCAAUCAAGGAUCAUCUAAGGUGAACAUUUCCUUGAUAGUGAAUGACAGUGAAACGGAACAAUGCGUGAGGGCGCUUCAUUCGACGUUUUUUGAGAUGGGUGUCCUCUCUGAAAUCAAUAUAGCAGACGCAUUCCAAAAUGGCUAUGCAGUGUUGGCAGGAAGUUCACGUGAAACGAAAACGGUGGAAAUGUCGGCCUCUGCUUCCCACAUGCCGGACUGCGGCUCGGCCUCUACUUCCCACGUGCUGGACUCAAAUGCAAUUCCUUCCAACAUGCCGGACCAAAGACAGCUUUGCUUAACUUUCUCUUGAUAGAGGACUUUUAUCCCAGGAAAAUUCAUGCUAUGUUAGACUCCAAAAAUGUUAAGGGCUUGCAGGGUAUCAUGGCAUGUGCGGGUGCCAUAUUGGCUCUUGUUUUGGGGGUGUUAGCUUUGAUUUACAUAUUAACCGCUGGU